AUGCAAAGAGAGCACAAGGCCGUCCACCCAGACCUACCAAACCAAGCCUGCUAUCUGAACAGAGGCGGACUGCUGCGAGCUGGGCGUUGCCGUUGCUGGCACAGUGGACGAGGUGACGGAGAAUCGAAGCGAGAUGCUCGGCAGGCGGAAGACACCACCGGGGGAAAAGGGGACAAAGGGCGGGAGGGAGGGAGCUGGAGGCUGUCAGGUCGUCUGGCCGCUCGUCGGCGUCUCGUCAAGCGUGUGAAGUUGAGAUUCUUCUUCUUCUUCUUCUUCGCUGCUCGCUUUUUGGAUGUCUCGACGCUAGCCUCUUUGGGAAGCCAGUGGCAGACGCGGUUGAUAGGCGAAGCUGGCGGCAACCGAGGAGAAAAAGACAAGACGGGACAGAAAGGGUUGAGGGAUGGGGAUAGGGACAGCAAGAUGGGGGAGGGGACAGGUGAUGAUGGUGGUGGUGGUGAUGUUGCAAUGUCGGGAGGUUUGGUCUACGAGCAGCCUAUAUUAAUUGAAUAUUAUAUCCCCAAGCCCAGCUCUACUCAAAGUCGCCGGAAAACAUGCCUCUUCUUCGGCUAUCUGUAUGUCUUCGUGUAUCCUGCUGGUUCUAUUCUUUCUAUCUCUCUCCCUAUUACAUCUGUAUGGAGCUAUUCUCCCCCCGUCUUCUGGUAG
Messenger RNA from Trichophyton benhamiae CBS 112371, 663 nucleotides. RefSeq lists its product as uncharacterized. The coding region runs from base 1 to 663 and encodes 220 amino acids. The transcript has 3 exons. Lineage: Eukaryota; Fungi; Ascomycota; Eurotiomycetes; Onygenales; Arthrodermataceae. The record is from RefSeq and is a predicted model, not a curated record.